Molecule: messenger RNA, 1668 nt
Organism: Fonsecaea nubica
Lineage: Eukaryota; Fungi; Ascomycota; Eurotiomycetes; Chaetothyriales; Herpotrichiellaceae
Exons: 4
Coding region: 1-1668 (555 amino acids)
Biological process (GO): positive regulation of transcription by RNA polymerase II
Cellular component (GO): nucleus
Molecular function (GO): DNA-binding transcription factor activity; transcription cis-regulatory region binding
Source: RefSeq, a predicted model, not a curated record
AUGUCUCCAGAAGUGACAAAAGCUAUCUCCGAAAGCGAACCCAAGUUGAUAGACACCACGAAUAUCUAUGCUUUAUCAGAUAUCUCGACAUCUGAGGGGUCUGGUGCAACCGACCUAGGUCAAGAUUCAGCAUCAAGCCCCGUGAUAACAGUCCCCAGUGGCAAUCCCCCAGCACCGUUGCCAGGUCCUGAAGCCGAGCACAAUGGAGCGAACGGUCGUGAGGGACCUCUUCCCACUGUAAUAAGUUCCGAAACAACGGCGGCAACUGAUCCCAAAUCCCCGUUGGACCCUAGCAACUCUAUAAUGGACGCAGACAUCCCUCUCUCCUUCGAGUGGUCAGACGCGCAAUUGGAAGAUACUCACUCGAUACUGGACAAUGUGUUCUGUAUAUCCCCUUUUGGCAUCUCCCUUGGCUGGAGCCAUCAGCACGAGAUGGCCUUAAAAUACUAUGACACAGACCUAUGCAUUCUUCCUUUGACUUCAGAUAUGGCUGUAAACCCGUUUCGGAUCAAAGGCUUUGCACCUGAAGGCUCCCAGCUCCUGCUCCAGUCCGUGCUGGCACUCUACACUCAACAUCAGGUCAACACUGGCACUUCUGUGCCAGCAGAAGCACUAGAAAAGCGCUCGCGAGUAUCCGAUAUGCUCAGUCUGGCACUACAGAAUGGCGAGUCGAGCAAUAAAAGCAGCUGCUUACUAGAGGCCAUACUGAUCCUGAUCACUCUGGAUUGUGCGAUAUCGGCGCUGGGCAACUGGUCAGAGCAUAUUCGCAAAGCAGAAACAGUAUUCGAGGCUUGGGGCGGAGCAUCUGCACUGAACACUCCUCGCCUUCGCGCGCAAGCCAGCAUGCUCGUCUGGUGGGAUGCAACCCUGGCCAUGAUAUCCCGACAAGGCACAAGAUUCAACUCCUCCUAUCUUGAGCAUCUCUACGAAAACGAAGGCCAUGAUGGCUGGUCAUUCUACGAAUUGACCGGCUGUCCUACGGAGCUCAUGAAGCUCCUCGUCCAGCUGACAAAAAUGGCUCGAGAAAAAGAAAUUGCAGCUUCUAUGGAGUUUUUGAACUUUGAUAUGGCUGCAGUCCUGAAUAUUGAACGGCAACUACUAGAAUGGAAGAACGAUCUUGAAGUAGAGACUGACCCUAGACAUUAUCAUGGCAGUCUUCCUAAUCUGGAGGAUGAGGAUGAGGAUGCAAACGGGGAAAGCCCAUGCGAUUCUGAGAGUGAGGAUGACCAAGCAUACUUCGGCCAGAGGAAUAACUACCAUUGCAUGGAAGCCUGGAGGUAUGCACUACUUCUCUACGUCCAGCGGGUCUUCAAGUGGGAUCGUCAAUCACAUCGUCGACCAGCAGCGAUUCUCCCACUCACCUGGAAGGUCCUUGAGCAUUCGCGGAGCUGCCACGAGACAUCCCAGGCGCAAAAGCAGCUCCUCAUCCCCAUGUUCCUUGCUGGUGCAGAAGCUCGCAAUGAGGCGAUGCGGGAUACUGUCCGCUCUUAUUGCCUCUGGUGGGCGGCCAGGAGCCGCUAUGGCAUGUUUUGCAGCGUGUCCAGCGUGCUGGAGGAGUACUGGGAACAAAACCCGUCUGAGUAUGCGAGUCCGCUCUGGUGGGGAUCGUUUCUUGAUAUGAAGUCUCACUCUGGUAGGGACGGAUCGAUGCAAUACCUCUUUGGUUGA